Messenger RNA from Saccharomycopsis crataegensis, 840 nucleotides. RefSeq names its product Bud13p (gene BUD13). The record is from RefSeq and is a predicted model, not a curated record. Gene Ontology annotation, biological process: mRNA splicing, via spliceosome. The transcript has a single exon. Gene Ontology annotation, molecular function: RNA binding. Gene Ontology annotation, cellular component: RES complex; U2-type spliceosomal complex. NCBI's taxonomy places the organism in Eukaryota, Fungi, Ascomycota, Saccharomycetes, Ascoideales, Saccharomycopsidaceae. The coding region runs from base 1 to 840 and encodes 279 amino acids.
AUGGCGGGGUUGUCUGAUUAUCUCAACAAAAACUAUGGAUCCAAAAAGAAGUCCAAACUGAAGAAACAGAGCCUGAAACCUGCAACUACGGUGGUGGUUGACAAACAGGGCCAAAAUCCAGGACAUGCUGAUGAUGCUGUACCGCAGCCUACGUUAAAGGAACAGAAAAAAAGUGAACAAAUAAAAGGCUGGAAAGUUGUUGGACAAUCCUCGGAGGAACAAACAACUGUUAGGAAAGAUCUGGGUUUAAAGCAUGGUUUACAGUUUCUUGACAAUAAAGGAUCAAAUGACGAACAACACUCCGAAGUUGAUGAGGACUCAAUCAUCCCAAACAAUCAAGAAACAAUUUACAGAAAUAGUAAAGGUCAAAAGAUCGACAUAGCUGAGAAACUCCAACAAGAUUCAGCAGCAAAAACAGACGAAGAGGCAAGAAAACGCAAAUUAAAUGAAGCGAGGAAUCGGAGUGAGUCUCAGGUAUUGAAAAAACAAAGAUACGAUGAGGAUUUAAAGAAAAUUAAGGAUGUCAAAACAGCAGUAUACGCCAAUGACGAAUCUUUGAAUCAAGAGAGGAAAUCACAAAUGUUUGAAGAUGAUCCCCUAUUAUAUAUUUCCAAUACAUUGAACGGUGAGGCCCCAAAAAGUGCUGUUCCUAGCUCGAAAUCAGGAAGAAAAUUAUUUGAUAAAGGUCCCCCUCCAGUAAACCGAUUCAAUAUCACCCCUGGUUACAGGUGGGAUGGUGUUGAUCGAUCCAAUGGGUUUGAAUUGAAGUGGUUUAACAGGCAGUAUGAGGUGAGAGAGAAAGCAUCUUUGAGAAGUGCGUUGCAAGAUUCAUAUGAAUGA